AUUUUUAACUUUCAACGUAUAUAUUACUAUGCUAGUAAUUGCAAAACUUAAAUUCAAAACGCGUCUUAUUAUGUGAAAUUUGAAAUCUAGUGUUAAAUUGGUACCAAACAUUUUAGUAGUAAUUCUAUAGCCUAGCGGUUUUCUACAUUCUCAUGGUCCAGUACCGCCUACUAGUUUUCUAAAUUAUCAUGUUCAUCACUACAAACAAUUUUUUUUAUAACUAUUGAUAUAGUCAUGCUUAUUAAUUUGUUAAUAAGUAAUACAAUUGUUAUUUCUAUAUCUUUCAUUUAACACGCAUGUAUUCUCAAGCACAACAAGUUGAGAAUCGCUGCUAUAGCCAAUUUAAUAUGGACAUAUUUAUAUUAAUUUAGAUGCUCAGUUACUCUAGAACAUAGCUUAAAUACUAUUAUUAUUAUUAGUUUUAAGAAUUUUUUUUUUCUUUUCUUUGCAAAUAAUUUUACUAACAAUUCAAGGAGAUAACUUCAGUCGUCUUAAUUUCUAUACAUACUAUGUAAAUUGAAUACCAUUUUAUACUAAUAUCAGAAUUAACUAUGUAAUAAAACAUUAUUAUUAAACUAUUUAUCAGAUAUACUUAAUACUGCUCUGUUAUCUUAGUAGAAUGAGUUGGUAGGUGUUUAAGUUUGUUAUCAAUGACAUUUUAAUGUGUAUGAAAUAGUUUUAAAAGGCAACCAUAAAAACAUUUUUUUUUACUCUUCUUUCAAAAAAAAAAAAAUUCUUCCAACCAUAGACUGACACUUGCUGUUAAUUGGAAUACCUACAGUUAAUAUUAAAAAAUGGACAAACGGGAAAAAAAUGGAUCUGAAGCAAAUGUGCGAUCAAUUUUCGUAGUAUUAGCCAGUUUUGUUGUUAAUGGUCUAGUGUUUAGCUUUAUUAAUUCGUACUCAGUGACGUAUGUUUUCCUCUUAAAAAGACUUGAAGAUGCUGGCGUCAGUGAAGCUUCUUCAAAAGCAUCAUUAGUCGGUUCUUUGACCGUAGGAACUACAUUCCUUAUGUCACCUAUUGCUGGAGUGCUGAAUGACCGCAUUGGAAUCAGAACAACUACGUUUAUAGGUGGUUUUAUCGCGACUUCUAGUUUAUUAAUCUCAUCAUAUUUCACACAUCAAGUGGAAAUUUUAUACAUUACUUAUGGCCUACUAUAUGGUAUUGGCGCAUCGUUUGCCUACACUCCUUCAUUGGCGAUUCUUGGUCAUUACUUCAAAAAUUAUCUAGGACUUGUUAAUGGCAUAGUAACUGCUGGUAGUUCAUGUUUUACUAUGGUUAUGCCAUACUUCGUAAGUUAUCUACUUGUUCAUUUUGGUCUAGACAAAUGUUUAAGAUGGGAAGCAGGGGUAACAGCAAUCAUAAUGCUUUGUUCUUUGGCGUUCAAACCUACGUACAAAGUGGAAAAAUCUGAUAUACAUAAGUCAUUGUCAGAGGAACUUCGAUCACUGGUCAAUGUUGAUAUCUGGAAAAACCCUAAAUAUGUUAUUUGGGCCACGAUGAUUCCUCUGGCUCUGUUUGGAUACUUUGUUCCUUAUGUCCAUAUGGUAAAAGUUGUUGAAGAUCUUUUCCCACAAAACGACGGCAAAAUGUUAGUAACUUGUAUUGGUAUUUCUUCAGGAAUCGGUAGAUUAAUUGCUGGACCAAUUUCUGAUUGUAAACAAGUCAAUAGAAUCAUAAUGCAACAGAUUUCAUUGUUUGUUAUUGGUUUGAUGACAAUGCUUAUAGUCAUAGUACCUCAUUUUUCCAUAUUAAUAAUUAUAACAUUAAUAAUGGGAUUAGCUGAUGGAUGUUUUGUCAGUGUUAUGGGACCAAUUGCUUUUGAUUUAUGUGGGCAAAAAGGUGCUGCUCAAGCUAUUGGAUGCAUUCUUGGAUUAUGCUCUAUACCACUGACAGUUGGACCACCAAUUGCUGGUUGGAUGUAUGAUAAAUAUAAAACAUAUACUGGAGCAUUUUUAAUUGCUGGACUUCCACCAAUGAUUUUUGGAAUACUUCUAACUAGUACACGGUAUGUAAGAAAAAGUUCCAUGGAACCCGAAGAAAGAAAUCCAAAUGAACCCAAACUACUUGCACCAACAUCUGAGUCUCAUGAAAAAGAAGAAUUACAAGACAUAUGAUGAUCAUCCAACAUCACUUUUGCAGACCAGUGCAACCACAAGGCCUCUAUUGUCCGGUUACAACUUAAAAACCCAAUAUUUUUAUUAAAAAUAAAAGUUGAAUUUACAUGAAGCUUUAUUAAAUCAUACAAACUCCAUAAAUAUUAAUAC
Sipha flava (yellow sugarcane aphid) is the source of this 2267-nucleotide messenger RNA. RefSeq names its product monocarboxylate transporter 10 (gene kar). Gene Ontology annotation, biological process: transmembrane transport. Gene Ontology annotation, molecular function: monocarboxylic acid transmembrane transporter activity. The record is from RefSeq and is a predicted model, not a curated record. Lineage: Eukaryota; Metazoa; Arthropoda; Insecta; Hemiptera; Aphididae. The transcript has 9 exons. The coding region runs from base 795 to 2117 and encodes 440 amino acids.